CUAGUGGUCGGUUGCGUUCGUUUCUUAGCAACCAAGAGACACGCAGUGGCAACCACGUGAUGGAGGUGGAGGCCCCCAAAGUGAAGGAUGGGAAGACGGCGGGCAACAGCCUGGGGUUCUUCCCCACCGCCGUCACGGAGGAAGCGCUGGAGGAGGCCCGGCAGAAGUCCCUGCGGCGCAUUUUUGGGACGACCGAGACCUUGCGCUACGUGAAGAGUCCCGAGAAAGUGGGGACGUACCAAGGCCUCCUGCAGAGGAAGACCGAAGAGCACUACCAGGAAGGGAACCGGUACUUCUCUCAGGGAGAAUGGGAAAAAGCCAUCACUUGCUUCACCAAGGCCCUGAACCUGGACCCUACGAAGGGAGAGCUCUACGAGCAGAAGGCCGAGGCCUUCCUCCAGCUCUGCGACUUCAAGUCGGCCAUGAUGCACCUCCGGAAGGCCUACUCGUUGUCCUCGCGGAAGGAGAGCGUCAUUGCCCGCCUCGCCUUCGUUUCGCACCUGCAGGGCCAGUGUCUCUACGAGCAGAGCUGCUACUUGGAAGCCUUGGAGUCCUUCACCCGCGCCGCGGAGCUGGAAUCUCAGAAUAAGCUUUUCCGUAUGAGGAGCAUUGCCUGCUUGGUGGCCAUGAAACGCUUCAACGACUGCCUCCAGAUGGUCAACGAAGAGGUUGCGCAGGAGAAGAACGCGGACCUCUUCGUCCUCAGAGCUCGGCUCUACGAACAUUUUGGGAAGGUGACCUUGUGUUUCCACAACCUGCAAGACGCCCUUGCGCUAGAACCGAACCACGCCGAGGCUCAAGUGAUGAUGAGCAACCUGAAGAAGGAGGCCCAGCGAUCCCGGGACCAAGCCGCCACCAAGGCGGUCAAGGCGAACCUGAAAGCGGCCCUGGUGAAGAUCAACCGGGCCAUUGACUACAACCCUGUGGAGGCCAGUUACUUCCUCUUCAGAGGAACCCUCCUGAGGCGUCUGAAGGACUUCAACGCCGCCCUCGAUGACUUCCUCAAAGCCGCAAGCCUCAGCAAGGGUGAGGAUGGCGAGGAGGUGCGCGCCGAAGCGCAGAAGCAGGUGCUCCUGACCUACAACGACUUCGCCGUGCAUUGCUACACCAAGGACUGCUACCGAGAGGCUGUCCUCCUCCUCAACAAGGCCAUCAAGGGGGAGAAGGACGAGAAGGGGCUCUACAUGAACAGAGGAGACUGCUUCCUCCAACUGGGCGAGCUGAACUUUGCGAUGGCCGACUACCAGCAAGCCCUGGAGCUCCGGCCCUCUGACCCGUUGCUGAGGAAACGCAUUGCUUGGCUGUACAACGAGAUGGGCCAUCGGGAGUUCCAGGAGAGGCGAUACCAGCAGGCCGAAUCGUAUUUCUCCCAAGCCAUUGAGAACAACCCUCGCCAGCUCAAGUAUUACCUGCACCGGGCCAAGAGCCGCAUGUUUCUGCAGGAGGUGAUGAACGCCAAGGAAGACGUGGUGACGGCCCUCCUUCUGGACCCGGCCAGGGCGGAGACCCACACUUUGGCCAAAAACUUCUUCCCAGGGGAGCACAUCAAGUCCUUCACCAACAGCAAAAUGGGGGUCCUCGCCAGGACGCUCCUGGACCGGAGAAUGGCAAACUGCCCGGAACCCACUACAGACUCGGCAAAACACAAAGGCUCGGAUCCCAGAGGGAAAGAAGAGCCCCCCAAAGACGUCUACACCGAAAACAAAGAACCGGAGAAGGCAGCGGAGGAGAAGGAGAGCAGAGAGAAGCUGCGGGGCUUCGAAGAGAAGCGGCUGAAGGAGAGGAUGUCGGCUUGCCAGCUGAAGACGCGCCAAGUAAGUCUCCCUUUAGGACGGGGGUUUUGGACUUCAACUCCCAUCAUUCCUAACAGUCUCGGGCCCUUCGCUGUCUGCCUGUCAGGUGAGCCAGGAGGUGAAGGAAGCGCUGGAGAAGAGGGUCUCCCUGGAGCCAAGCGCCUUGCGCCUGGACCUCAGCCCGAAGCUGCCUGAACCGGUCCGUUCGGACGAACCUUACCAAUGGAGGACCUUCAACCAGGGCAUCGGACACUUCUAGGCCUCUCGGGCAGCGUUGCGUUUGGUUUCCCUGCCAUAUCCUCUUAGAUGGAUGUGCCAUUGGGCGAAGAGAGUUGUUGUCGCCUAAUAAAAAAAAAACUCUAUUAACCCCA
Anolis carolinensis (green anole) is the source of this 2164-nucleotide messenger RNA. It is a transcript of the gene ttc16, whose product is annotated as tetratricopeptide repeat domain 16. Gene Ontology annotation, molecular function: protein binding. NCBI's taxonomy places the organism in Eukaryota, Metazoa, Chordata, Lepidosauria, Squamata, Anolidae. The record is from RefSeq and is a predicted model, not a curated record. The transcript has 12 exons. Bases 60 to 1988 code for a protein of 642 amino acids.